Messenger RNA from Paramecium octaurelia, 645 nucleotides. Lineage: Eukaryota; Ciliophora; Oligohymenophorea; Peniculida; Parameciidae. The record is from the annotation of a GenBank genome assembly.
AUGGAUCUAAAUAGGCAGUUAUUUAAUUUUUAGAAUUUAUUAUACAAUUAAACUAGGUUUAUUAUUGAUUAAUAAAAAUAGCAACAGAAAAAAUACUAAUAAAUUAAAAGAACAAAUAAUUUUAUAAUGAUAUAAGUAAUUGAAGACAGAAGUGGUAUUGAAAACAAUUAAUUUUAGAGGGAUAAUAAUAAUAAUAUGAAAUUGAUGGAGUUUCAUUGAGGAUGUGGGAAGAAGGUAAUGAAGUUUUCUAAGUUUUUUAGUAGCUAAUUAAUAUAGACAGGAGAUACAGGUAGAAAAUGGCUCUAUAAUAAACUUAGUCGAUGUAACUUUAGUGGUGGUAAAAUAGUGUGGAUAAAUUGUUUUAAAAGUGCAAUGGAGUUCCAAAGAAAUAUCUUUAAAAAUUGAAAGUGAUGAUGAUGGGUAAGUCAAACAGGCAAUGUAGUAUAUGUUGUAAUUAAUUCUAAAAAGGUAUCGAAUUUUUAUUUAAAUAGAUGAACUAAUUACGUAGCUACCUUGUAAGCAUAUCUACCACAAAUCUUGUGUGGAUUCAUGGCUUUAGAGUAGCACGAAAUGUCCGAAUUGCCGAUCAGAUGUAUUAGAAGCCUUAAAGAAUAUGGAGAAAUGAUUUUCAUUUCUAUGGACAAG